Molecule: messenger RNA, 2245 nt
Organism: Abrus precatorius (Indian licorice)
Lineage: Eukaryota; Viridiplantae; Streptophyta; Magnoliopsida; Fabales; Fabaceae
Product: omega-3 fatty acid desaturase, chloroplastic
Exons: 8
Coding region: 516-1880 (454 amino acids)
Biological process (GO): lipid metabolic process
Molecular function (GO): oxidoreductase activity, acting on paired donors, with oxidation of a pair of donors resulting in the reduction of molecular oxygen to two molecules of water
Source: RefSeq, a predicted model, not a curated record
AAAAAAUAUUGUGUCAUGACUAAAUUGCCCCUGCACGAUCCACAAACACCUCCUCCUACAUCUUGUAUUUAAGUUCAUUCAACGAUUCUCAAUGCCAUUACUGAGCCACGGAGAUACCCUCUUUCAUCCUUCUUUUCACACCCUUUUUGCCCUUUAUUCUUGAAAAGCUUAGAAUAACGCUUCAGAAUCUGAGAGAAAUAAAGGGUCUAAAUUCUGUGUGGUUGUUGUUGGAGGUUGGAACACAAGUCACAGACAAAGUGUUAAUCUUAAAAUUCACAAACAAGUGGUUUUUCUUUUUCUUUUUUUUUUUGGAAUAUUGUAUGACCAAAUUAUUUAGUAUUUUAGGACUGGAUAUUUUGCUUCUGUUGGCAUCCUUUCUUUUUUCAUUUUGGUUCUCAUCUUUUGUGUUCUUCUUCGUCUCUCAUCUGUCUCUGGAUUUCCCUUUAUUUGUUCCUGGAGACGCCAGGAACCUAACCCAACAACCCCUUGUCUAAAAGGCUUCAUCUUUGUGUUCAAUGGCAACUUGGGUUUUAUCAGAAUGUGGCUUAAAGCCUCUUGCUCCAAUAUUUCCUAGACCUAGAACUGGGGUUGUUUUGUCCUCGAAGGUUGGAUUUUUGAACACAAACAAGGGAGUGGCAAAUCGUAAGUUUCAGCCCAGAACCUGUUUGAGUUAUGGCUUUAGAGAGAGAAAUUGGGGGUUGCAAGUGAGUGCCCCUUUGAGGGUUGCGUCCAUUGAAGAGGAGCAAAAGAGUGCUGGUGUGUUCAAUGGUGCUAAUGGUGUUCAACAUGAAGAGGAAGUUCCAGAAUUUGACCCUGGUGCUCCUCCACCUUUCAACUUGGCUGAUAUUAGAGCAGCUAUUCCAAAGCAUUGCUGGGUGAAGGACCCUUGGAAGUCAAUGAGUUAUGUAGUGAGGGAUGUUAUUGCUGUUUUUGGGUUGGCUGCUGCUGCUGCUUAUCUCAACAAUUGGUUGGUUUGGCCUUUGUAUUGGGCUGCUCAAGGGACAAUGUUUUGGGCUCUGUUUGUUCUUGGUCAUGAUUGUGGUCAUGGGAGCUUUUCUAACAACCAUAAGUUGAACAGUGUUGUUGGGCAUUUGCUACAUUCUUCAAUUCUAGUACCAUAUCAUGGAUGGAGAAUCAGCCAUAGGACUCAUCACCAAAAUCAUGGCCAUGUUGAAAAUGAUGAAUCUUGGCACCCGUUGCCUGAAAAAUUAUUCAGGAGCUUGGACAGUGUAACACGUAUGUUAAGAUUUACAGUGCCUUUUCCACUGCUUGCAUAUCCUGUGUACCUUUGGGGCAGGAGUCCUGGGAAGACUGGUUCUCACUUUGACCCAAGCAGUGACUUGUUUGUUCCCAAUGAAAGGAAAGAUAUUAUUACUUCCACAGCUUCUUGGGCUGCUAUGGUGGCAUUGCUUGUUGGAUUAGGAUUUGUAAUGGGUCCAAUUCAAUUGCUUAAACUUUAUGGUGUUCCCUACAUGGUAUUCGUUAUGUGGUUGGAUUUGGUGACUUAUUUGCACCACCAUGGGCACGAAGACAAAUUACCUUGGUACCGUGGAAAGGAAUGGAGCUACCUAAGGGGUGGUCUAACUACUCUUGAUCGCGAUUAUGGAUGGAUUAAUAACAUUCAUCAUGACAUUGGAACUCAUGUCAUUCAUCACCUUUUUCCUCAAAUUCCACACUAUCACUUAGUUGAAGCUACUGAAGCAGCUAAGCAAGUGUUUGGAAAAUAUUAUAGAGAACCAAAAAAAUCAGCUCCUCUUCCUUUUCACCUUAUAGGGGAGUUAACUAGGAGCUUGCAAAAAGACCAUUUCGUUAGUGACACUGGGGAUGUUGUGUACUACCAAACAGACCCUAAGCUUAAUGGUUCAUCCAAAUCAGACUAAAGAUUACAAAUUUUUUCUUGAAGACAAGAGAAAUUUCCAUACAAUACUUAUUGCUGUAAAGAUUGUCUUGAGUUUCUCCUCAAGCUACUAAACUUACUAUAGUUGAACCUUUCUUUAGUAUAUUGGUGGAUCCUAAUUAGAAUUUAUUUGUAACUGCACGAUAGAAUGUUUUCGUUAUAUGUAGUUUGUUAUCCUUCUUGGAAAGUUAAUUCUCUGUAAAUUGAUUAUAUUUCAUGAAGAAGUAAUAAUACCUUGAAUAUUGAUCAAAUUAACGAUGUAUCUGAUCAAAUUCAAAGGCCUUGGUUAAAUGAUAAUUUACCGUAGAUUUUUCUUUUAGUAGUAACAAGUAACUCUUUUCUUCCCUU